AUGAUAGCCCUGGGGCUAGUGACACUGACUUCACCCAGAGUUAAUAUUUCCAAUGCACUUACGAUGAGCAUGCCGGAGGAUCUGAAUUUGUAUGGCGACCGGACCAACGUCGCUCUACUGGUCUUCUAUAUUCCCUAUAUUCUUUUUGAAGUCCCCUCCAAUAUCGUCAUGAAGAAGCUGAAGCCCCAUGUGUGGCUGUCGGGCUGUAUUGUCGCCUUUGGCGUUGCCAUGCUGGGCCAGGCCUUUGUCAAGAACUAUGGGGGUCUCAUUGCGACGCGCUUCGUGCUUGGAUUGGCUGAGUGCGGUAUCUUCCCUGGAAGUUUCUACCUGAUCAGUUUCUGGUACAGGCGCGCCGAAGCACAGAAGCGAUUCACGAUGUAUUGGUCCGCCGUCAUCUUUGCCGGUGCCUUUGGGGGCCUCAUCGCCUCCGGGAUUGCCAAAAUGGAUGGGAUGCGGGGUCUGGAAAACUGGCGAUGGAUCUUUUUGCUGGAAGGCGUUGCCUCUAUCCUCGUCGGUAUUAUUGCGUUUUUCUUAUGCGCUGAUUUCCCGCAGCAGGCAUCGUGGCUCAACGAAGACGAGAAGAAGGCCGUCAUAGCGAAGACCCAUAACUAUGAAGGUGAUGAUGUCUCCAUCACUAAAGCCGAUCUGUGGGAAUCCUUCAAAGACGCCAAGAUAUGGCUGGCUUCAUUCAUGUACUUCUGCAUUGUGGUUCCCAUCUACGCCUUCUCUUACUUUGCCCCGACGAUCAUCAAAGCUCUCGGAUACAAUACCAUCCAGACCCAACUGCACAGCGUGCCGCCCUUUGCCGCUGCACUCGGACUCUGCGCCGUCGUCGCCUAUCUUUCAGAUCGAUGGAGGAUCCGCCUCCCAUUCAUUCUCUUCAGUGAUCUGCUGAUCAUCAUUGGCCUGGCGAUCAUGUUGACGAUGCACGGCGCGAGCCACUUUUCCGCCGAGUAUCUUGGAAUCUGCUUCAUCACCAUGGGCGCCUUCACGGGCGGGGCCGUGAUCAUCUGCUGGACCAUGAUGAACAUGCAGGGCCAUAAGGAGCGUAGUAUUGGCUCUGGUCUGGUGAUUGGCAUUGGCAAUGCUGGCGGCAUUGUGGCGGUCUUCUGUUUUACCAAAGAUGAUGCCCCCUUGUAUAAGCGCGGGUACUGGAUUCUGAUGGGUGUCACCCUCGCCGGGACGGUUUUGACGGCAGUGUACGCCCUGAUUGUGGAGCGUGAGCGCCGCCAUCAGCUUCGUGUGGAGGGGAUUACGGACAAGGAGAAGAUUUUGUCACUCUAG
Penicillium olsonii is the source of this 1284-nucleotide messenger RNA. The record is from the annotation of a GenBank genome assembly. Lineage: Eukaryota; Fungi; Ascomycota; Eurotiomycetes; Eurotiales; Aspergillaceae.